Molecule: messenger RNA, 3095 nt
Organism: Trematomus bernacchii (emerald rockcod)
Lineage: Eukaryota; Metazoa; Chordata; Actinopteri; Perciformes; Nototheniidae
Gene: tmem81
Product: transmembrane protein 81
Exons: 5
Coding region: 511-1275 (254 amino acids)
Source: RefSeq, a predicted model, not a curated record
UCAUCGCUGCACAUUAUCCCUUACAUAAAGUCUCAGAUGUUAUAUGUCAACAUUAUGACCGACAGAAGAAGGGAACCUGCAGCCUGGAACUCUGGUUGUCACAACAAAAAAUACAUUUGAUAAUCAAACCCAGUAACUGCAAGAGUUUGAAAUCCUCAUGUUUUACCUGUUUAUUUUGUAUUUAUUUUGUAUUUUUCUUACAUUUCACACACAGGGGGGUAAGUAGUUUUACAUUCAUUUAAAUGUAGCUAAGUUAUUUUGUAUAUUGGAAAACAAUUAUGCUUUGACAUCUGAUAAUACAUCUUGAAAACUAAUUCUGGCAGCAUGUUACCCAGAGAUGCAAUUUAAAUUAAAAUAAAUCAACAAACUUACCUGAACAUCUUGACUGCACUUACAGAAAUAAACAAGUUCAUUCUUCUUUCAACCUUCUUUGUGAUACUUAACUUUGUGCAUUAAGUGACAUUAAAAAACACUUUUUUCUUUCCUGCAGAUUUACCAUCAAACACAAACAUGCAACAUGUGACUGUCAGGUUUCUCCUCUUCUUCCUCCUCCUCCUUCAUCCUGUGACCUCAGUUGACCUGGAGGAGGUGGAUAAGGUGUCGGUGGAGGUUGUUGUUGACAGCUCCCCCUGCAGCGCCACCUGUGGGCUGGGAGUUAAAACUCAAACCCUGUGUUUGUUGAAGGAUGGCAAGAAAGCCAUGGAAGAAGAUGUGAGAAGUAAAGAUGGAACAGAGGUGUCGGAGGAGUGUCGUGUGCGUAAGCUGAGCUGUCUGGAGUCGUGGCAGUGUGGACUCAGGACCAUGACUGUGACUCUAGGAGAGAGAGUGGAGAUCGACUGUCUGGGAGAAGUGAUGCAGGCGAUGGGGAGGUUCUCCUGGAGGGUGUCAUGGCGUUAUGCCCGAGGAAUAAUCAGCUCUGACGACACUCUGUUUGCUCGCUGGAACGCCCCUCUGCUGGACCGUGUGAUUCUGGACCCUGUGAUGGAGGAGGACGCAGGUACUUAUUGCUGUGUCGUGCAGGAUGCCAGCUUCCGCAGGGUGAAGAGGGUUUACUGGGGGAUCCGGGUUUUGCCUUUCUCUGUACUCAAUCUGGACUACGAGAGCUCUCUGGCCCAGUGGGACUCUGGAAACCAGAAGCAGAACCAGACCGAGUCAGACCAGAGAACGCCUCUGAUUUACACUGUGCUGAUCAGUUUGAGCCUGGCGGGCGUUGGUGCUGGAUUGAUGCUGCUGGGCCUCUGGUGGACACUGAGGAGGAGAGAGUUCAUGUGUUAACACAGUUAUAACUGACCUUUCAUCGCUCACCGCACAGGCAAUUACAUUUCUGCACAAACAAACUCUAACUGUACACUAGCUGCUCAGUAGCAGACCGCAGACAGGCUUGUUAGAGACUGCCUGCUGAACACAGUGGAGCAUGUAGCCACUAAAAAGAAGUUAUUUCCUUCAGGAGUCGGUAGAGACCAACAAGACCUCCAAAAAGAGAGAAUAAAAGAGAUCAGGUGGACACAAACAAGACUCCAAAUGAUUGAUGAUGUCGUUGCUGGAUGUGAAAAUGAGGGAUUGGUUGUAAACACGUUCGCAGAAUCAGAUUAAAUGGUAAUGAUGUGAAUGUUGUGUUCUCACUACCCAUAAGGAUCCUAGUUUUAUGUGUUAUUUGGGCAAUUAUGCGUAAUUAGAUUUAGAUUCAUGUGAUUUGGAUUUUAUUUUAAGGGGGUUUGUCUCUUCAUUAGAAGUACAACGAUGACAGCAAGCAAUAAGAGAUGCAAUAAUAAUCCCCAGCUGGGAACAUUGCAGGUUAGAACAUUUUAGACCCCUCGGCUACUAGACCACCACUGCAAAAUAUCCUUUUCCAUCAACAGAAAGAAAAUCCCUUCAAAAUGCCCGUCUUUUUUUCUCUAACAAUACAUUGCAUCUGCCAAGGAGACAGGUAGAUUAACAUUUUGAUAAAACUAGGCUUUGCAAUCAGAGGAAAAGGAGGACAGCAUGUUUUUUUCCCCACAGGAGACAUGUUGACAUGUCACAGUCGAAAAACAGGUGUGAAUAAUAAAAUAAAUUAUGGCUGAAUUCCCUUUUACUGCUUUAAUUUCAGGCUCUCUGUCGCACUGUCAUGGUUAACAGGGAGCAGAACAAAGCCAUUGUUAAUGCUGUUAGUAACACCUGUGUUUUCCUAAGACACGUCAACAUGUGUGCUGGGAUAAGAGCAGAUGAAAAGAGAGGAUCUUUGACUGAUGGAUGGAGUUAUCCGUAGUCAUUUAUCUACAUGAUGUGCUUUUGAUUUAAACAUUUUAAAUGUAAGUGAAUCCAUUGCCAUGUUGGACACUAGUUAUUAUACAGCCAAAUUAGCCACAUUAGCUAUUUACAGGGUGUAUAGCUUUGCAGAGACAUAUGCACCCAGGAAUUCAUAGUAGGCUAUUUCCAACCGGGCAUACAUUAUACACAGAUACAUACAGCUGCCCAGAGAGGUAAUAUUGUACAAUAUUUGACAUGUGGUGUUGCAGAACGUUGAGUGUGCUUUCCUCUAUUAUUACCAUUCAAAUUAAUAUAAACAAGCAAUAUUACUGUAGAAUGUUUUUUUUUACUUUACAUUUUUAGUACAUAUUCCUGACAAUACUUCUGUAUUUAGGAUUAUAAAUGCAGGACUUUGACUUGCUCCAUACACUAUAUUAUUAAGUUAGCUUAAUAUGUGCAAGAAAGCUGAGAAAUAAGCGCAGAUAAAAGCCCUUGUAGAUGACAUUGCUGAUUAAGGGUGUAGCAUAAAACCACUGAGUGAAACAUCAUGAAAACAUUGUUAUAAUGUUUGACAAGAGAUUAGAUGCUGUUCCAGGAGAUGGCAGUAUAGGUUCAUAAAGUGCUUCUCGAACGUGUGAGGUUGAUUAUGAACACAUUUUUACAUUUCCUCUAUCAGACAAAGCUCCUAAUGGGCUACAGCUGCCACAGUGCAACGAAUCUGAUUGAUAGGGAGAAAAGAAAGCGGACCCUCUCAAAGACAAGAGGAUGCAUAGCAAAUUUGAAAUGCUCAUUACACACACAAAAGAAAUUGGAUGGAUGAACAAUGUAUGCAGCUUUGUAAUUAUUAUAUUCAUAAACCAUUCAUG